GGAGAAUGUUUUGAAUAUUUGGAAUGUUUUUCCAAAAUUUACAGGAUAAAUUGAAUUGCUGGAGUAAAUGAUCUUUUAGAUCGUGACUUGUUGGUGUUAAGUGAAGAAGCGGCUCUAGUAUAAAGUCGACUUUUUAGAUCGUUGCCCACUUGAGCUGAUUUCUUGGUGUGAAAAAUGGGGAAAGUUCAAAAUUUCAUGAUUGUAAUGGCUUUAUUGAAUGCAUUGUCCAAUGCUCAGUCAAACGGUAUUUAUAUUUUUUACUUCAUAUUUCUUGUCUCUCUUUUUUGUCCUAUAUCCAGAUGAUGGUUUAAAUUUAUUGUAUAUAUAGCUAUACAUGCAUGUAGUCUAAAAUGUGGGGGUAAUGUUCUCCAUGAAUACCAAUGUCAUAGUUCUUAAUCAUACAUGAAAAAGACUAAAACCACUUCAAAAACAAAGAUUAAAAACAUAUGGAUGGGAUUUUUUUUAAAUCUAGUUCUAUGAAUUCAAAAAAAAUGUAAAUUUAUACAAUAAGUUAUCAUGACGUCCCAAGCAAGCAUGCAUGCAGUAGAUCGAAGUUAUAAUUUAUGUAAUUAGGAACUCUAGAACUUCUAAUUAAACCAAAAACUAGCUAAUUUUCUCAAGAGCAGCUUUAGAAGAUUUACGAGUCGAUGUUGUGGAAUAAUCUUUUUCCUUUUUCCUAUUCUAUGUACGAACCAUGCAUGGAAACUUUUCUUUUCUGAUUUCUGUAUAAUUAGUGUAUAUAAUAUUAGUAGUUAACCUAUAUACAUGUACAGUACUUGUAUUAAUAGCCAUAUGAUAUGCGAAGUUAGCAUGUUUAAAUAAACGCAAUGCAUCACUGGAAAAAAAAUUGAAAAUCCAUAGAAGGCCAUAGAAUGGAAAUUGCAUGGACCUUCAUUGGACAUAGAAUGGAUUUUGACUAUCCUCAUGCAACUCGAUCUUCAUUCGUUCUAAUGCAUGCAAUACCGAGAACUCGAUGAAGGACUAAACCAUCUGAGCCGUUAUCUAUGCCUUCGUUUAACAUGAAAAGAAAUAAUGAAAACAUCAUUAACAUUAUAAACCUGUUGUAAUUAGUUAUCAGCUACGAGGGAUAACAUGCGCAAAGUAACAAUUUUGUGUGUAGAGGUUGCAAGAAUUUUUAAUAGAAUUAUAGACUUAGUCUUCACCGCGUCAGUUAGAUUAAUCUGUGUUUGAGAUGCCUGCAGGCUAGCCUUUACUUUGUAAUUGUCAAGUAUUUUUAUCAUUUGCCUUCUCCUUAUAUAUUCUCCAUAGUCACGCUCCUGACCCCUAUUAUCGGUCCUCUACUUUAUUAAUAAAAGUUUUGGUUAAUAUCUUUUUCGGUUUUCCUCUUGAUCGUUUGCUAUGUUUGGUUCCCAUUGAAGGCAAUCUCUCUUCUGGCAUUCUGGUAACAUAACCGAACCAUAUGCGUAUGACAGCUUUAUAUUAACUAGUCUUUUUCUGGCAUGAAUCAGUAUUAACCAUUUCGUAUAAUUACAUAGGUAAUUAUUGAAAAUUCUCCACGCUAAUUAGUUACCGUUUGAGGUGAUUAUUACGCGAUAAUCAUGCACCUAAGCGAUUUUCAAAAUGGCGGCCGAAGCCGUUUUGUCAAUUAAAAAACGAAGAAAUGUGCAUUUUUUAUUUUUUUCCAAAUAAUCACAUAUGAAAUUAUACUAAAACAAUUAUUCACCUCAGGCUCGGUGAAUAUCGUGAAUAAAAACCUUGACUUCGUCUCGGUUUUUAUUCACCGAUAAUCACCUCGCCUUCGGCGAAUAAUUGUUAAUUAUUGGACGAGGUUUUUGUGAUAUACGGAAUUAUCAAGGUCGAGGUAAUAACGCUUACCGAGGCCUUGAUACUUUUGCAUAUCGCAAAAACCGAAUUAUACAUUUGUUUGUAUUAAAUAGAUACCGCUUGCUAAUCAUCGCAGGCUCAAUAUGCAGAUAACUCAGUUAUCUGCUACUCUGCUAGCAGAUAACUGAAUUUUCUGUAGGUUGCAAAUUGCGCGAUUUAACUGUAAGCUUUUAGCCAAUCAAAUGGCUUUUACCAACUACAAUGUAUAUUAGUAUAAUUACAUAGGUGAUUAAAAAAAGGAAUUCGGAAAACGUGAAGGAUUAUUUUGAGCGGCUUUUGUCUUUCAAAGGCGACAAAUAGCUAGAAUAGAAGUCAAUUUUGAAAUUAAUUUUCCAUCCGUAAACACAACUUUUCACGCUGAUUCGAACAGUGGUAUUUUUCAUUUUUGUCCUUGUUUGACGUAUAAAACCAGAGAUAAAGCUGAGUAAACUGUCGAUCAUCAUGAGAGUACACGAUUAAUAAUAAUUAAUAAAUUCCGAGCACGUGCAAGGAAUCUUUGGUAGGCGAUUAAGGAAACGUAUUGAUGCGAACAAACUAACAAACAAACAAACAAACUCACAGGCAGAAUAUAAUGCGGUGCCAAAAAUGUAUGGCGCGUCAUCGGUGUCAAAAAUGUUAUUCUAUUUUAAGAUAAGAUUUUCAUUUUCAUAUAACAAUAUAAAUUUUGGAUAAUACACAAUUGUUCAUAUAACGCUGUAAAUUUUGGAUAACACACGAAUUUUCAUAUAACGCUAUAAAUUUCGGAUAACACACGACUUUUCAUAUAACGCUAUAAAUUUCGGAUAACACACGACUUUUCAUAUAACGCUAUAAAUUUCGGAUAACACACGAUUUUUCAUAUAACGCUAUAAAUUUCGGAUAACACACGAUUUUUCAUAUAACACUUUCAAUUUUGGAUAACACACGAUUUUUCAUAUAACUUUAAUUAUGAUCCUUUGUAAGCUUACGGGCAGCUAGAACACGUGGCCAAGGGCAAGGAACUUGAAAUUUUGAUAGUACAUGCACAUGUUUUUAUACAUCGCUGAAUUUAAAAUCUAAAUAUUUCGCAAAUCCUAAAUUAUGACAUCCUCUCAUGGAAAUAUUAGUGGGAACACAGCUAUAGGGAACUUUUGAAAAAUUGUGCUAGUAAUCUUGACGAAGCGUCGCGAUUGUUAUUAAACGAGGAAAAUGCUCAGAGGCGUCAGAGCACAUUCAACAUGACAUUCAACAUGAUAUUCGAUAUGGUGUGAACUCACUCAUUUCAAUUACUCAGAAGUAAAAAUGAAAAAUAUAGCCAUUUCUUCUCUUCCAAAUGAAUUAGAAAGAAAGAAAUCAUACAGUUCGUAUUAACUAAUUAAUAACUUUAUGUUUUAUUGCACACAAACCAACAAACGCGCCAGUAACAAUAGAGAGGUUAAGAUACCCCGAUUCCGGUUUACGGGUACGGGUGAUAUACACGUAUCCGUACCCGUAAAUCGGGGAAUAACUUGUAACUUAAGAAAUCCAAGAUAUUCCGGCGUGAGAAAACCGAUCAGAGAAUGGCAACUUUCGCUGUUCAGGUUCGCCAUAAAUUGUUGAAAACUUUGACCAGCAUAUGUGCAUUAUUUAUUUAGGUAAGAUGUUGAAAAUUUGUACUAUUUAAACGGCUCAAAAAUAGUAAACCGAAAACACCCGUACCCGUUUGUCGUUUACGUGUAGACCAUGGUUUACCACGGGGAAACGGGUAGAAAUUACGGGUAAAAUUGCUGACAUCAGCAAAAUUGGUAAACAAAAUGGCGAUACUCGUACCCGUAAACCGGAACCGGGGUAUCUUAAUAACCUAACAAUUACCCCCCGGUAACUGCCUCAAAUGCAAAUUUAAGAUUGUUAUGAAUAUUAGGUUCUCCCACUCUAAUCUCUUUUGAGGAGCUUCGCUCGCCCCAAUUUUACUUUCUUUUCCAUUACGCCAGCACGUAACUCGUAAGUGAUUUGUGAGGAAAAUAGGAGGUCUGGAGUCCUCCCCCAGAAAACGUUUAUAUUUUUGAUGCUCAAUUAAUGACAGCAAUUCUGGAAUUUUCUGGAGCAUCCACAAGGGUAACGAGUAAAUGAGACGACUGUUUUAAUUAAGGCUAUUUUUGUUAGUUUGGUGACUGCACAUUUGAGUUUUAAGGACUGCACAAAUGGAUUUAGAACUGCACAUUUUGUGUAGAACUGCACGUUAAAAUAAACCCUGGCGCGUUUGUUGCUUUGUGUGCAACAAAACAUAAAGGUAUUAAUUAGUUAAUACGAACUGUAUGAUUUAUUUCUUUCUAAUUCAUUUGGAAGAGAAGAAAUGGCUUAUUUUUCAUUUUUUCUUCUGAGUGAUUGAAAUGAGUGAGUUCACAAUGUUGAAUGUCAGGUUGAAUGUCAUGCGUACUUCACAGUGGUUGACCGACCACCACUCUCUAUUAAAGUGGAAGCUGCAAAAAUGGCUUAUGGUCUGGAGCAAUCUCGUUCCCAGAGUAUGCCUGUUCGCGGGUUAGGUCAUGCCACAACCUAACCCGCGAACAGGCAUACUCUGGGAACGAGAUUGGGUCUGGAGCGGAAAUAUGCUGAGUCAAAGGGAUACCAGAACAAGCGACGCUUCGUCAUGAUUAGUAGAUUACUAGCACAAUUUUUCAAAAGUUCCCUAUAGCUAACUGUGUUCCCACUAAUAUUUCCACAAGAAGAUGUCAUAAUUUAGGAUUUGCGAAAUAUUUAGAUUUUAAAUUCAGCGAUGUAUAAAAACAUGUGCAUGUACUAUAAAAAUUUCAAGUUCCUUGGCCACGUGCUCCAGCAGCCCGUAAGCUCGCAAAGGAUCAUAAUUAAUGUUAUAUGAAAAGUCGUGUGUUAUCCAAAAUUUAUAGCGUUAUAUGAAAAAUUGUAUGUUAUCCAAAAUUUAUAAUGUUAUAUGAAAAUGAAAAUCUUAUCUUAGGGCCUGUUCAUAUGAUCCCGCUUACCGGGACGUCUCGCUUACCGAUGAUCUCGCCGCCUAUCUAUUUUCCUAUAAAAUUUUGCAUUGUGUUCAUAUGGGAAAGCGAGCUGGCUCGCUUGCCGAGAUCUCGUUUGAAUUUGCCGAGAUCAUAGGUAGGCGGGAUGAAAAUUUUUCCAUAUGAACACGCCAGCCCGCUUACCGGGAUGAAGUGAAACAAGUCUUGCCGGUUUAAUUUAACACUUUUUACUUGGUUUUAUGUUUGUUUUGUAAACAAGUAUUAAAUAACCACCUGAAGCAAUACUUUUUCUUGUAAAUAAACGAAGAAAAACACUAAAAUCGCCAAGUAUUUGUGUUGCUUGACUGAAAUGUAGAAGUUUUGCAUACGCUAAUUAUAGAACUACAUUGUAAUUUCAUCUCGGCAAGCGGGACGAAAUACUCCAUAUGAACGCACGGAAAUAUUCAUCUCGGUAAGCGAGACGUCCCGGUAAGCGGGAUCAUAUGAACAGGCCCUUAAAAUAGAAUAACAUUUUUGACACCGAUGACGCGCCAUAAAAAUGGCACGGGCACCGCAAUAUAAUGCGGUGCCAAAAAUGGCACGGGCACCGCAAUACUAUCAAUCGAUCGUGAUCGUUUGUAGCAACUAAGAAUACAAUGACUUCACAUAAAUAAGACCCAAAGGGUUUUAAAAAAUAAUUGUCCAUGAUCCACCAAGACUACUGCAUGCGACGAAUCACGGCCUUAUAAGUUAUAGCUAUAGAUGCAGGCUGCAUUUUUAUAAAAUCCGGUUCGGGGAGGUUUUAUGCUUUCAUAUGUUUAGAGCAACAUAAUUUGUCACACACCCAAUAAUUCUGGGUAAUAUAUUUCAGGAAAAUGUCAGUUGAUUGAAAAUUCAAGUAAAUAUUGUGCUGGCCUGUACGAUUAUUUUUUCAAAUUAUUUUGCUUGUGUCGAUAAUUUUUUUUUAAAUUAUCCCUUGCUCGAACUUUUUUUUCAGAAAAGUGUUGGCGAUCGGGGGGGAGUUAACAUUUUUUCAGGACACUAAAAAAAGGGUCAAAAAAAAUUUUCCGGACUAAAAUCAGUUAACUUAAGCUACAAAAAAAUUUCCCUCACAAGUUCUUGUUAAAACAUGCUUAAAACCUUUUUUUGCACCAAUAUCUUCAAUAUUUAGGUUUAGAAACUUUUUUCUCACACCAUUACAUAUAUCAAAAAAGGUUUUAUUUUUCAAAUUUGGGGGCCACCCUUACACAACUUAUAAUUUUCCCUAUUGAAAAGCCUCUGCGCGAAUUUUUUUAAACUUUUUUCGUGCUCGAAUUUUUUUUUCUGUUUUCCUUGCUCGAUUUUUACUUCUGCUUUUGCCCCCCCCCCCCCCCCCACCCCCAUCACUUUUCUAAUGGUCCGCCCCUUAGUCUUGAUAAACCGGCAGUGAUUAAGUGGUUGAUAUUAAUUUCCGAAGAAAAAAGGGUACGUGACAGCUAUGUUUUCGAAUCGGUCCAUAGUUCAUAUUAAAGAUAACGGCCAACUGCAUACAAUACAGCAUACGCUCGCAAACAUAUUUUUAAAAGCUGGCAAAUUCCGCAAACAAAAUUGUCACUUCGCGUUAUUUAUCGUGUGGUGAAAGAAUAAAAUUGAACAUAAUCGCGUAUUUCUGCAAAAUUGCCAUGCUUAAUAAAUGUCGAAUUUCAAGCUCACACUGCCAAUUUUAGACACCGAAUCCACGGAAUGCAUUAAUGUGGGAAAACACACAAUCAAUUUAUGCAUUUUUCACAUUUACGCAAAUUAUCGAGAACAUUCUACAUUCUGCUCAAUUGCGGUUAUUAAUAUUCAAACUAUUUAUAUUAUCAAUGAAACGACAAUACUAUUACGUUUUUCCAAUCAAAAUGAACUGUCACGCGUGAUAUGCAAAUUAGACAUAGCAACGGUCGUAUAAUAUGUCUUUAGACAUGCAAAACAAAGUAAACAUAUGGCGAAACCAAUGCAUGCAUGGUAACAAGAUCGGGGAUGGCGGAUUGGUUUUCGGAUUGGCGGGCUAGACAUCACUGACCAAAUAUCUGCAUGUACUUGACGGCCUCUUCUCGAAAAUAGAACUGAAUCACAUUUGCUGGUUAAUUGUGGUGAAACGCGCACAAUAAAUUUCUUAGAAAUACAGUAUAUAGUAAAGCCCAACACAUGAUUAUCGGACCAAGGCAUCAGAAAAUGGAAAAUGUUUUUGGUUACGCUUUUAUAAAUCAGUUUUAUUCCUUUUAGUAUAUGCACUUGCCUGGCUUUACGGUUCAUUAGUAAAUUACAUUCAUACAUCUAUACGUCGUGUUCUUGGAAAAAAUUAAAUAUAGCUACACGUCUCAGGGUCAGGGAAAUGUGCAUAGCCAUUGUAUUCACAGAAUCUUGCGUUCACUGCUCCCUAGCUCUUAGCUAUAACUAACAAAUUACAAGAAAAACCGUUAUCUUAUAUUUUGAAAUUUAACUUCUGCAUCUAUUGUAAGGUCCGCGACGAGGUUUAUUACUCUUUUGUCUGUUUGGUUAAAGCUUCUUUCUCUAUAGCAACAAAAUGUUUCAGUGCCUUUAAAACGUUUAUUUAAAAAAUACAGUAUUUAGGAAUGGUAUUGGACGGAGAGGGAAUAUGUUUGCUCUGUAGUUUCUGAAUAUAAAGCUAAUUUUAAAUAUAUAGUAUGACUUGAUGUUGCUUAGUUAAGCAUCACGUCUAUUGAGAUGAUCGAUUUGAUCAAUUCCUUAUAAUUCCGUAUGGUAUAUAUGCAUUUACUUGGCUCGUCUUUUUGACGAGAAAGAACUGUUAUUUUUAUUAACCCUACUUUCGUUAAAGUGCUUAUGAAACGAAAUUUUCACCUCAUUUUUUAUUGCUUUGCUAAAAACUACUGCUAGGGCGAUGAAGAAUGACGUUUACAGUUUCUUCAUAUCUCAUCUCAUUCUCAAGUUAUCGCACUUUCCAAAUUUCGAGUUGUGACGUCACUAGUUUGACUUGAGAUAAUGGCAAUAACAAGAAAGUCUGAUAUCUUAGUGAGUAUUUAAUAAAAUUCAAUGAAACUCGGUACACUUAGUGGGUGCACCCAUAUGAAUAUUUUUGGAAGGUCAUGUGGUUGUCAUGGCAACACACUAGUGCGCAAUCUCUUCUCUUCCUUUUCACAAAUUUCCUCCCGUAGACCUCUUGCAGAGGAUGUUUGUAUGUUAUAACGGUUUAGACUGGUCACAAUACCGAUACGUAUGAUAGUAAUAAGCGACAAUUGCAGAAAUUACCAUUUAUUUCGUUGGAAAUGGAUCAUAUAGAAAUUGGAAGAGAGGGGACUGGUGACGAGUGUGUUGCCACAAGAACCACAAAAACAAGCCAAAUUGUUCACUUCGUUGCACGCACUUAGUGUGCCAAGUUUCAUUGAAUUUUAUUAAAUGAUCAUCAAGAUAACAGAUUUUCUUGUUUUGCCACUAUUUUGAGUCAAACUAGUGACGUCACAACUCAAAAUAUAGAAAGUGCGAUAACUUGGGAAUGAGAUGAGAUACGAACAAACUGUAAACGUCAUUCUUCAUCAUUUAAGCAGUACCUUUUAAUAAGACAAUAAAAAAUGAGGUAAAAAAUUUCUUUUCAUAAGCACUUUAACUGAAUGCUACGAAUUGAACCCUAGCUGGCAGCCGCAGCGCUAAAAAGCACCAACGGCAAAACUGUGCCACCACCCCAAAUAAUUUUAAUUAAUUACAUGCAUCAAUUUUGUUUCAGAUAAAUGCACAAAAGACGUUCUUAUUCUUCUCGAUACUUCAUAUUCAAUUGGCCAAAGCAACUUUGACAAUAAAAUCAAACCGUUUCUGAAACAACUCGGGCACAGUCCUGAACUAAACGUUUCACCGCAGGGCACCCAUUUGGCGAUAUUGGCAUUCAGUUCAGUGAGCCAGACCAAGAUACGUCUUCCUUUCCACCAAGGCUAUGGUACACAAUACCUUAACGCCAUCGAUGGUUUUGAUUGGGAUACUGUCAGUGGUGAUCGCACAAGAACUGAUGUGGCCUUUCAAAAAGCCGGCGAGGUGUGUAUUGGUAUCAAAAUAUAAAAGAAACUAGUGUAGUUCCGAAUAUCAGAUCAUGUUAGCCUUAUAUUGGGAUUAAUUAAUUCCUAAUCCCAUUUCUUACUCUAACGUAUAACCUUGAUCUAAUAUGCCAAUCUCUCAUUUUAAUCCCCGAUUCGAGUUUAAUUAAACCAUAUGCAUGCACUCCUAUAACCUGAUAACAUUUUGAAACUGUCCAAGGUUGUUAUAUUUUGAGGCACUUUAAUGAAAGUCAUUCCAAAUUUUGUUUUUCAGAUAUUUAACGACCGUAGUCCAUUGAACCACCGUAGUGAAUAUGAUGACGUCAUAAUAUUACUCACGGAUGGUGAACCUUUCGGCGUUAGGAACGUGAUGCAAAAGACCAUCGCUCAAGCGAAGAUAUUAAAACGCAGAGGAGUGCCAAUAAUUGGGUUGGGGGUUGGCUCUGUCAAUAUGGCAACACUGAGAAAGAUUUCCAGUCCAGGAGAAGCAGUACUGGCCACAUUCGAUAAUAUUCAUACGAAAUUAGAAACACUUGUCCGUGGAUCUUGUCAACCAGCCCCCGCACUAAGUAUGAUUAGUAUUAAUUUGAGCGAAUUUAACUUUUGUUAUGUUCUAGACUGCUCUCCCAAGUUGGUUUUUGUUCUGCCCGUCUGUUUAAUCGUAGCUUAUCGAAGGGAAGAUGCAAGGCUAUAUGACACUCAUUAGAAUAACAAUAUAUAAUAUAACUCAUUAUCUAUGUUAGUUAACGUUUAUUCAAAAAUCUGGUCCUUCACCGUCACAUGCGUAUUGUAUUUUUGCCCAACUAACCAAUAGCAAUGUUUUAGGAAAGUUAUCUAUCCGUGACUCGAACAAUAUGGAAAUUGGAAAUUGCUAUUGGUGGAUUUGGCAAAAAUACAAUAUACACGUGACGGUGAAGGACCAGAUUUAUGAAUGAGCGUUGACCAACAUAGAUAAUGAAUUAUAUUGUUAUUCUAAUGGGUUUCACAGUAGCAGUAGCCAUGCAUCUUUCCUCCGAUAAGCUAUAGUUUAACUUUAAGACUUCAGAAAAUAAAAUUUUAUUGAUGCAUGCAUACAAUAUUCCUGAAACUGAAUUUUCUGAAAUUUUUUAACAAACUGUUAGUAUAGUUAGUAUGUUCGCUAUGAGGUUUUACGUUAAUUGAACCAGGGCGUCUUCUUAUAUAAAGCUUCUCAUUGGUUUUGCUAAUAAAUCAUACCCGAUAUUUUACAAAUAGUCCGUCUAUUAAUGUGAAGACGAAUUAUCAGACGAACUAUCGUGGUAUUCUUUCUCCGUUUUUCCCACACGAUGCAUCCCCCUCUUGUAUUAAUCGCGACAUUCUUUUCUUUCUCAGCUUGUAAGUGUCCGGCAGAGGAGCAUGGCGAUCAGUUUAUUCUUGAAUCUGACAGCUCAUCACGGGAAGUAUCAUGGGAUAGCCGACCUCAACCAAGCUGCAGCGAUUCAAACGCAAAAGUUUCUCUGACGAGUGUCAUACCAAAUGUCCAGUCUGGAGACCUGUUUGAUAUUGGUCGACAUACUAUAGAGUACACAUAUAGGGCGGUGAGCGGCACAACAGCGACUGAGGUGAAGUGUAAUAUCCGUUUUGAAGUUAAAGGUUUGUUCUAUUAAAAUUUUUAUAAAAAUACUUAAUUAUAUAAUGGGCACAACACUUACAGUAGUAAUACAGUUGUAAUGCAGGGAUUGGAAUUUUCCUAUGUCAUCAACACAGUUGAUAGCGAUCAGAGGCCGCGGAAGCAUUUCGAAAGUGGAGGGGCAUGCAGGGGCACUUCUGUAUAGGACCAAAAUCAAACGAUUUUAUGUCAUUCAUGAGCCGAACGAAAAGUUUUGAAAAUAUGGAGUCUCUAUAAUGUCGAAAAUAGCCUUUACAGAGUUUUUACUACUCAGCAAAAAUGGCACUUUCUUUCCAGUAAAAGAGGGCGUUCAUUCAAGAAAUACUUUCAGUUUCAUUCUUUAAAUGGGGCACUUUAGCCCAGAGAAAAGGGCACUUUUUCACUUUUAAAAAAAGUGUAGGGUGGGGGCACAUGCCCACAUUGCUCCCCGGUUCUGCGGCCCCUGAUAUAGCGAUACUCAAAACGAAGUUAUAAUUAUCUUUUCCACUCAUCGCAAAAGUCAACAUGCAAGCAAACUGCGUGUUUACUCUUUCGAUGAAAGAAAAAGAGGCUUUAUAUACAUGCAGCAUGCGUGCGUUAUAGUUCGUUCGGAAUCUUUGCAAUUUAUUAAAAAAUAGUAUGCUUUAUUAGCGCUCGUGGUGCAUUCGUUUUGUGCAUGUUCCAUGCAGCGUACGCAUUGUACACACGUAAAAACGCACAAGUUGUAACAAGUCUGCAAACAAGUUGUUACACGUCUGUUCACAAGCUGUCAACAAGUUGUGCUCGCACUGCUUGUUCCCAGUUUGUUGUAACAAGUUUGAAACAAGCUGUUAACAACUUGUAACAAGCUUGAUGGCAUUAUCAGCCUUUUUACAAGAUUGUGUAACAAGUUUGUUACAGUCAUGAUAUGACAAGGAUGUUACAAGGUUGUCAACGCAAGGUUGUAACAAUCUUGUUAUAUCAAGCAUGUCACAGACUUGUCAGAACAACCUUGCAACAAGUCUGACAAUUUCGACAAGGUUGUUACAAGUUGUCCACAAGUUGUUCCAAACCUGUUGACAACUUGUGACAAGCAGUGCGAAUACAUCUUGUUAACAGCUUGUGAACAGACUUGUAACAAACUUGUGCGUUUUCAGCGUGUGUAGUUAACUGCGAGGCCUCGUACACACUGGACUGGAUGAAUUUGAAACCCUUCCCAAAUUUGUGCGAUUUCGCCUUUUGCGUUCCGCUCAUCAUGGACUGACCUACGCCGACUGCAUGCUCUACAACCAACCUAGAACCAUAAUUUCAGGCGAACUGAAAUAAAGAUAAUUAGUCUCUCCUGCUGUGCAUGUGGUGUAAGAAGUAAACAUGAUUGUAUUGUUCCAGGACAAAUUUCCUUGACAACUGCAUCCGUCGUUAAACUCGAGUCUUUGAUAUCAGUACUUGGCGGAAUUUUGAUUUUUACUUCAAUAUAUAGGAUUUUGUGGUACUCGUAGUCGGGCAUUUAGUUAGGCUUCCUGGUGUGAACGCUCUAUGACAGCCAUCAGUUAUAUAUUUAUCAGCCACAGAUGAAUCUCUACUAUAUAUGGUGACCGUUUUAUGCCGUUUAUUUAGUCCGAGGGGCAAACUUAUGUAGUGGCAAAGCUUACUCGAUUGGACGGGACGUGUGUUGUUGUGGGAAGAUCCAUGAAAAAAGAGAGAACUAUGAAUGCUGUGGUACUGAUUAUUUUUCAAACUCAACCAAACAGUGUUGUGCAGGCUCAACUUUACGAGACAUAGAUCAGCCGUGCUUUGGUCCUCGUAAGUAUAUAUAAUAUGCGUAAAGCAUGCAGGGUAAAUAUAACUAUUUGCUACGGUCUGUAACCGAUUUUGAACUGCUUUGGACUUUUUCGUAUAGUGUUUUUAAUUUCACCAAGGCUACAAAUGCGAACAAUCGUUGUUUUCUUGUUCGCAAAACUUUAGCAGGUUUGUUGUCGCUACUCAUAGUGUGACAGUGUGAGCUAACUGAUACGGCGAUACUCAAUCAGAUUGCAUGAGAAUAACCAAAUGGAUAGUUUAUAUUCUCCAAUCUCUAGUAUGCAAAUGUCCAGCAGUGAAUCUUGGUACAAGGUACAUGAAAGAGGGUGAUCUUACGACUAGUGUCACGUGGGCUGUGCCACGCCCUACAUGUGGUGGACGACUACGAACAAAAACGCCAGACGAACGUCCUGGUCAGAUGUUUAAACCUGGGGAAUAUAGAAUAGACUACCUGUACCAGACCACCAACCAAAUGGAUGUUACGUGUACUGUUCGCUUCGAAGUCAAAGGUUUGUAAGUCCUACUAUUUUUAUCCUAAACUUAACUUAACUGGGAUGUUUUUCACUAUACUGUAUGUUUACUUUUCGUACGCUUACAUCAUAAUUUUCUUGAUUUCAAAAUAGUUAAGCUUUAAACGGUACUCCACUUUAACGGCUUAUUGACCGAGCGUGAGGUCUGCACUGUGAAAUAUCAGACCGAGGGUUUUUAGUAUGGAUCGAGCGACGAAGGAGCGAGGUCCAUGCAAAAAACAAAGGUCUGAUAUUUCACAGUACAGACCGAACAAGCGAGGUCAAUAAUCGGUUUAUUAUAUGGCUGAACUGAGUCUGUGAGCAUAUGCUUUUCGCGCGAAUUAAAUCGGCUAUCGUCAGUUUCACUGGGUAACAAUAUACGGUAGGCAUGCAUGCUCAAUCAAAAACAAUUUGAUUGUUUGAAAUUUUUAUCUGUAAAUUUUAAUGACACACAAGUUUGCCAGGUAAAACAUCUAAGAAAACCACUAUACACAUUUCUGUUUGCAAAGCAAAAAUUUUCCGCCAGAUAAACGACAUCCGGGACACCGGUCCAGAUACGGAAAAUACGGACCACGGUCCGGAUAUGGGUUUUUACCGACCGCUUGUCAACCAAUCAGAAUUGAGAAUUUUGAAAAGCCAUAUAAUAAUAGCGUUUAUUGUACCUCACUACCGCCGGAAAUAUAUUGCCCUGAUGAAGGGCCUUUGCUCAAAUCGCGGAAGUCUUUUCAAUUUUUUUCAGAUUCCUGGCACAUAAAAUACGACUGAUUAUUGUACGAUCUGCACAAGAACUAAUUCCUAUCAUGGACCACCAUGUUGAAGAUAUUGAAAUCCUUAAUAUUCACUAUUCAGCACAGUAUUUGUGACUCAUUCCCAUCUCUUGCCUUCUCUCUAGAAUGCAGUUGUCCACUGCCAGUUCUCAAAACCUUUAGGGUAACGCCUGGUGAAACGACCACCGCUGUAACAUGGACCGCCCCGCUAUCCACAUGUUCCGAAGCGAUAAGAAACACUGUACUACCUCAAGCUACGUCGGGACAGUUGUUUGCUAUUGGCCAACACACGGUCGUAUAUGCAUACAAUAUAAAUAAUCAGUUUGAUCAACGAUGUGCAGUUAUGUUUGAAGUAAGAGGUAGGUUAUUUAAUGUCAUUGGUUGCCAAUGUAGAAACAAUUGGAGAGGUUAUGGUAAACACAUGAUCACUAUCAUUGUCAUAUUACCACUAACAUGCCACCAACAACUAUUACUAUGUUAUUUCCACAACGUAUCACCAUCAACCCAUAUCAUCAUGUACACUACAAUCAUGAAUACCAUCAUCAUCACUAGCAAUAUAUGAACAUCAUCUCAUCACCACCAACAUCACCACCAUGAUCAUCACAUCAACACUAUCAUCACUUCCAUCGUCAGCUUCAUGACCAUCAUCACAACGUGUAUUACCAUCAUCACCACGACCAAUAUCAUCACUACAAUCAUGACCACCAAGGAUCAUUAUAUUUCACAACAUGACCAUCACUUUCAUCACCAUCAUUAUGAUGGCGACGAUGGUGCUGAUGUUGGUAGUUACCAUUAUCACAUGCAAUUCCGUCACUAUUUUACCAGGAUCACCAAUUAAUAAUCAAUCUACAAACACUCAGAAUAUACCGCUAUCUAUCUUCCAGGAGCUCUAUGUCGCGACAAAGGAUACAAUUCAGCAAACGAAGUAUGCUGCUGUGGUACAGUACACAACAUAAUUCAGGGUUAUGGUUGCUGUGGCCAAGACUAUUACUCAUUAACCACCCACCAAUGUUGCGCCAACUUAGUCGUGCGAGAUAAGGCCAUGUCUUGUCCAAGACAAUGAAGACAAGUGCAAGAUUUGCUGAUAGUGUUGUUUUCUUAAAUAUCUGUUGUUUCUUUUUACCUUCUUUCUAGAUGAUAAUUAAUCACACGUGUCAUUUGUUGAUAAUGGCAUGUAAAGCUUUUUUAAUAAAUGAUUUUUUG
Messenger RNA from Paramuricea clavata, 14640 nucleotides. Lineage: Eukaryota; Metazoa; Cnidaria; Anthozoa; Malacalcyonacea; Plexauridae. The record is from the annotation of a GenBank genome assembly.